Molecule: messenger RNA, 9594 nt
Organism: Passer domesticus (house sparrow)
Lineage: Eukaryota; Metazoa; Chordata; Aves; Passeriformes; Passeridae
Gene: DNAJC5B
Product: DnaJ heat shock protein family (Hsp40) member C5 beta
Exons: 8
Coding region: 5814-6404 (196 amino acids)
Source: RefSeq, a predicted model, not a curated record
CUCCCUCCCUCCGCUUCUUUGGGAGGCACGGAGCCGCGGAACGGAUGGGCCCGGGAAAGGCCUGAGGGGCAUCGAGUCCAACCUGGGACCGAACACCACCGUGACAACUAGACUGUGCCACAGAGUGCCACGUCCAGUCUUUCCUUAAACGCUCCCAAGGACGGUGGCCUCACCGCCUCCCUGGGCAGCCCAUGCCAGUAUCUAGUCGCUCUUUCUGUGGAGAAAUUCUUCCUGAUGGUCAGCCUGAAUCUCCUGUGAUGCAGCUUAAGAUUAUGUUCUCUCAUCCUGUCGCUGGUUGUCUGGGAGAAGGGACUGACCCCCAUCUGGCUACGACCUCAUUGGAGGGAGCUGUGGAGAGCUGUAAUGUCACCCCUGAGCCUCCUUCUCUAAACACCCCCAGCUCCAUCAGCUGCUCCUCCUAAGAUUUGUGCUCCAGACUCUUGGGCUACUCCAUUGCCCUUCUCUGGACUUGCUCCAGCACCCCAAUAUCCCUUCUGAAUUGAGGGGCCCAAAACUGGGCACAGUCCCUGAGGUGUGGCACUGCUUGGGUGAGACCCAAGGGGUCCUGGAAGCGCCGGGCCAGAAACGUGGUACGUGGGUGUUUGCCUCAGUACCCCUGUGUGAUAACCCCUCAUCCCCGAGAGAAUGGUGUGAGGCUGCGUCACGAGAAGUUUAGGUCAAAUCCUGGGGAAAGGUUUUCACCCAAAGGGUGCCUGGGCCCUGACAGGGAUGCGGUCACAGUGGUCACCAGCCGGACAGUUCAAGAAGUGUUUCAACAGUGCUCUCAGCCCCGUGGUGACUCUUGCGGAUGGUCCUGCUGCACAGGGACAGGAGCUGGACUAUGAUGAUCCCUUCCAUCUUGUCGGAACCCAGGACACCCUCUGGGUGCCCUGGAUGGCACGUGUCCCUGGCAGGGGGCUGGGGAGUCCUGGCAGGAAGCCAAAGACACUUGGGAUUUCGAUCUUAACCCAUGGAGCAAAUUACCAACCUUUACGAAGAAUUACAAGUCACAAAAGUUUAAGUAGCAUAAUAGUAGUUGUCACAGGGUGAAAAGUAGAAUUUUGGGAUUUUUAGAAUGGGGUUUGGAGUCCCAAGAUGGAGGAAUUUGGGCGUUCCCUGUCCUUCUUCUUUCUCCUUCCUAACCUCCAUGUUCUGGGUGAUGCUGGCACUUUUAGAUUGGUUUAUAGUAGAGACAGAUUGUCUAACAUAGGUGAUAAUAUUGGAAAAUGAUAAAUAAAGUACAUGUAACUCAUAAUAUAAAAUGCAGACACCAGCCCAGGGGUGGACAGUGUACCCUUGACAGACCUGCAGAGCAGACCUCUGCAGGUCUGAGAAAAAGUAUUUUAGAUAAUAGACAAUAAACAACCUUGUGAAACAGAGCCGAAGAAUUCCGACUCUUUCUUCGACCAUAGGGCUGGGAAAAAGGGACUCUUGGGGUCAUCUUGGACACAGGGAACCCGAGACCAUCUCAGGAUAUUCUGUGUCCAUCAGCCCUCAGUUCCCCAUUCCCCAUCCCACAGGCUGUGCCCUGACACUGGAGGAGCAGCACUCAGAGGGCUGUGGUGUCACCAGGGCCAGAUCUGGAUUCUCUGGCUGCUCUUUCAGGAGGCUGAGCACCGGUCAGUACAGCCUGGCCUUGAACAGCUGCUUGAAAAUCAAACAUGGAAAGAUAGUUUUGUUUCAAAAUGCAUCAUCCAUCAAAUGCAAUCCACUGGGUGCCGUCUCGCAAGGAAGAAGCAUUACUGAUGGCUGGAUUUAUCACAAAGAGCAGCAUUUGUGAAACUGGAGAGAUGGAAGAUCACAAAAUCAGAGUUUCCUGGUUACAGUAAAAAGAAGAUGAAAUCACACAGUUCAUUGGUGGAACUGCUCUUCUAUCAAAAGUUACAGCAGUAGAAGCAUGAGGAUUAAAUAUUUGAAGCUGCUCUUGUUUUUCUGCCAUGUAGCAUCCUGACAUUUCUUUGUGAAGGAAAGAAUGUGUCAGGGUUAGCAUUAGCAUGACUUCUCCUGCAAGUCUGGAAAAACAUCUGUCAUUCUGCCAGUCUUCCCAUUAACUACCUGAGCAAAUGCAGCGAGAAGAUUUCAUUACUUUCAAGAGACUAGCUCUGCUUUUAUUCUUUGCUAGACCUUUUGUUUUCAACAAUUGCGAAAAGGAAAAGGAGAAUCAGUGAAAUCUGAUUGCCUGGCACCAGCAAAGGAGAUUAUGAUGUGAACCAACAGUAGCAGCAUAUACUGACUGUUACCAAGUAAUACAUAAUAUGGAUCCUGUUCUGCUCGGAUUUGACAUGCAUUCUGCAGAAACCCAUUUCCCCUUCCUAUGGCACAGAUUCCAUGCACACCCUAUCUUCCUGAGAGAUAACCAAUUGGAUACUGGACAACAAAAGACGUAAUCAGACUCCGCUGACCUGUUUAACCCUGAUUGUGAAGGAUGGAAAGCAGUAGCUGCUUUCUGUGGAACAGCACUUCUGUGGCACUUGCUUCUUUCCUUUGGGAUGAUAUUGGCAUAAGGGCAUCAAGGUAUUGAAGUCAUAAUGUUGUGAGUUUAUACAUGCCAGACUGUGUGCCACCACUUUCUGAAGCAGGUAUGUUCUUUGAAUAACUUUGCCUUAUUUUUCAGCACGAAUCCAAAUGAACUAUGGGUAUUAUAAGAAAAAAAGGCAUAUUAUUACAACCUCUGUAUAAAAUGCUUAAUGCUGGGUAGUGUAAAAUCAGCACACAAGGAGCUGAAGUUAACUGGGGUCCCAUCUUCUUAGGAGAUGUGGAAUUGUUACCAGAAUUUGGACUGGUUUUAAUAGUUUUAUUGUCAUUCAAGGAAGAAAACAACAUCUUCUUGACUUGGUUCUACUGGAACAAAAAUAAGUAGCUCAAAAAUAGAAUUCUAAUUUAAUUUCAGCCAUGACGAAUGUAUCUAGUACUGAAAUUGUGACUGUUACAUCUUCCUUAAUAAGGAGAGUUUAACUUUUUCUAGAAAAGUAUUGUCUCAUUGCACAAUGUAUUUUUAUAGGACUGCUUUAAAUAAGUAAGAAAUAAUUUUGAAUAGCUAAAGUUAAAGCUUCAAGUUGAUUAAUCACUAGAAGACUGAAUAGGCUAUUGAGUCUAAAUUUCCAUAGCUGACUAGGUUAUUAAAAUUAUUUUAUGAGAAAGUAGAAAUUACAUCACCUUGUAGUUCUUCAAAAUUAAAUCCACCAUAACUUUAAUUUUGGUUUAUGCUUCAGGGCUGCCAGGUAGCUGAUCAGCAUUAUGUCACAAAUUUUUAACUAAUGCUGUAUAUCUAUGACUUCACGUGGUUGCUGCCAUUACCUUGUGCAUUAACAGGCUUCAUGUGCUUUGCAUGAUUCCAGUGCCAGGAUAGAUCCCAGGAUUAUGCUAAAUAUGCUCUAGGCAUGCCAUCAUGAACAAAAGACAUGGUCACUGCUGCAGGUGGUAAAGUAAUAUCUAGAUACUCAUAUGCCAUUUCAUUUUCUAAUUGUUAACUUAAAACCAAAAGUUCAGUACCUUUAAUUGAGGGAUUGUUUACCACACUUAAAAGUAGAAAGGUAUUUUUUUUCAACAGGUCAAAGGACCCUUAAUUGUGAGUUGGUUGAUCAGAAAAAAAACCCAUCAAAGUAAAUGACUACGUGGAUUAGGUUUCUCUGUGUGCUUACAUGGUAUUUGAUUUUCUUUUUCAUAUUGAAUAAUAUCAAAGAACUUAAAAGUGUAACAUGAUUGGUUCUGAACCAAAAUGUGGCUUAGUAAAUAAUAUAUGAAUAAUGUCAUGCUAGUGUUUCUAGCUCAGCAAUGAGAAGGGUGUAAUGAAAGAGAGGGUAGUCUUACCUAACAAAGCUGGUUUACAGAAAUUUUUCUUAUGACUGGGAUUACAGCUCACUUUUAGGCAUUUUAUGUAGAAUCCUAGAAUGGUUUGAGUUGGAAGGGACCUUAAAGGUCAUCUAGUUCCAGCCCCCUACCCUGGGCAAGGACACUUUCCACUAAAUCAGGUUGCUCAGAGCCUCAUCCAGCCUGGCCUUGAAAACCUCCAGGGACGGGACAGCCACAGCUUCUCGUGGCAACCUGUUCCAGUGAUUCACCACCCUCACAGUGAAGAAUUUAUUUCUAAUAUCUAAUCUAAAUUUAGCCCUUGCAGCUUAAAGCCUUUCCUACUUGCCCUGUUACUGCAUGUACUUGUAAAAAGUCCCUCUCCAGGUCUCUUAGAGGCCCUCUCUAAAGAUUGGAAAGGUGCUAGAAGGAGUUUCUGCUCUUUGAGUUUCUUUGUGUCAUUGCCUAGCAUUAGCUAGGUCUGGUUUAAAAAUGUUUAAUUCUUCAAAUCCAAAAGGAUUAACUACACACCAUAAGGAGAUAGUCAAACCAUUCAGUGAAGAAUCAUUGGUUUGUUCGCUUCUCUUCUGUAAUAAAGGAAGGAAAAAAUGUUAGAUCUGAAGUGGACUAAAUCUGUCAGUCUGUGCUUGCACUAUGCUGUAAGGGUACCAUGUUAAAUUUGUCAUUAAUUCAGUCCUAAGUCUUGUAUCUCAGACCGUGAUAGAUGUCAGUACUUCCCAUGAAGAAUUUUUUUAUAAAGUUACUUUUUUAAUACCAGGGUCAAUUCUUGGUAUCUACUCUCAUCAUGUAGGUCCAAAUUCACUCCACUGGUUCUCAGGGUCAUGGCUGGGAGUCACAGAAACAAUCAGGUUGGAAAAGAUCAUCAAGUCCAAUCUAUGACUGAACACUACCACAUCAACUAAACCAUGGCACAAAGUGCCACAUCCAGUCUUUCCUUAAACACCUCCAGGGACAGUGGCUCCAGCACCUCCCCGGCAGCCCAUUGCAAUAUCUAAUCACUCUUUCUGUGAAUAAAUUCUUCUUAUGUCUGACUGAGACCUCCCCUAGUGUACCUUAAGACUGUGUCCUCUUGUCCUGUCGCUGUUUGUCUGGGAGAAGAAACCAACCCCCACCUGGCUACAAUCUUCUUUCAAGGAGUUGUAGGGAGUGGUAAGGUCACCCUUGAGCUUCCUUUUCUCCAGGCCAAACACCCACAGCUGCCUCAGCUGCUCCUCAUCAGACUUGUGCUCCAGACCCUUCACCAGCUCCAUUGCUCUUUUCUGAACUUGCUUCAGCACCUCAGUGUUCUCCCUAAAUUGAGGGCCUGGAACUGGACACAAUAUUCAAGUCAUCCUGAGCACACUGUGGAGAUAAUAGGAAGAAAGUCCUUGGCCAGUUGUUCUCAGAGUCUGUAUGUCUGUUGACAAAAUAAAGAAUCUAGUUUGAUUCAGAGUCAAAUCUAAUCACAAUUUAAGCACCUAAGAUUAGUUAGACUGAACCUGAACCCUUGUGUUGAGAAAGCAAAAAUUCUCCAAUUUGUUGCAUUAAGUAAUACUCAGAGGUACAAAGCUCUUACCCCGCUGUAAGAAGUCAAUAACCUCAACAAAUAGUGGAAUAAAUCUCCUAAGACUUAGUAAAGAAAAAUGUAAACAAACACAAAUAAAACUAGGUGGAAAUAUAAUGUCUGGGUAUUAAUGCUAUAGCAAAUUUAUCUAUUCAUUUCAGUGACAGCAACAUCAAAUCUUUACUAUGAACAGUUCUACCCAACACAAAAGCUUCUGCUGUUUGGUUUUAUGCUUUUACAUUUUCUCUUUUUUUUUUUCCUAAUUGUAAAAUAUACUAAAGGACAGAGGAUAAUAUAGAGGAGAUUUUAUUCUAGAUUCACUUUCAUGUAUUUUUGACCUUUUGCUGACUGAUAAAAACAUAUUAAAAUGAGUGAUAACAAAUACUAUCUCUAUAUACUUGCAGUCCCUGGUAUUUUAAAUUAUGUUCUACAUUAGCAGCUUUGGUAAUGCACUGCAAUAAUGGCUGAACAAAGGCAACGUGCUUUGUCAACAUCAGGUGAAGCAUUAUAUGAAAUCCUGGCACUAGAGAAGGGAGCAACACAUGAUGAGAUUAAGAAGUCCUACAGAAAAUUGGCUCUGAAGUAUCAUCCUGACAAAAAUCCAGACAAUCCAGAGGCUGCAGAAAAAUUUAAAGAGAUCAACAAUGCUCAUGCAACCCUGACUGACCUGUCCAAGCGAAACAUAUAUGACAAGUAUGGAUCAUUAGGGCUCUAUGUGGCGGAACAGUUUGGUGAGGAAAAUGUUAACACCUACUUCAUGCUCUCAAGCUGGUGGGCAAAGGGCCUGUUUGCAGUCUGUGGUUUGCUGACUGGCUGCUACCUCUGCUGCUGUCUCUGCUGCUGCUUCAACUGCUGCUGUGGAAAGUGCAAACCGAAGGCACCCGAGGGGGAACAGCAGGAGUUUUGUGUGUCUCCAGAAGAUUUGGAAGAGCAAAUUAAGAAUGACAUGGAAAGAGAUGGAGAAACUCCUAUCACGCUUCAGCCGACGAACGUCACCGAGAAGACCCAGCUGAUUGGGGACAGCCAUCGGAGCUAUCGCACGGAGUCCUAGGGCAGGCCAGGGACCUGCUGGGCUUCUCACUGACUCUCACUGUGAGAAAAACAUGAGAUAAGUUCUGCAGCCUGUGUUCAUUGUUGUCUUUAAGCUAAUCAAGAGUAACCUGAGAGUAAUUUCCUACCAAGGCAGAAUCUCACUCUAUGCUACUUCCAAUAGUUUGAUACCUGCACUGUCUAUGGAGAUACCUGUGGCCUGUACAGAGCAUGCUGGCCUCUCACAGCUUCAAAUUGUCUUUCCCUCUAAUAAUGUUCCCUUUGACAUACCUGGUCUUCUCCCUGCCUGCACCUGUAGUUUCACCUCCCAGACACAGUCCUGAGUCCCUUUAUGGACACACUGGCUGGCUCUCCCCGCCCCAGGAACUUUCCCUGCGCGCAGCAGUUUUGCUGGAUGUGAAACAUUCCUGUGAGGGAGACCCAGAAGUGGUCUUUAGCUGGUCUCAGAGAGAAAGUUGUUAGCAAGACAGAUGGGGCUCUCCUUCCCAGAGAAGUGCUCUUUGGAGGACAGCUAGUGGCUUGCUGGGACCCAGCUCUGGCAAGUAUAAAUCCUGAGCCAAGACAAAGUGCUAGGAGAUUUUUCUGAUGGUUGUUACAGUGCAGGUCACUCCAAAUCCAGGAGCCUCAUUCAGAAGCACAUAUAAGCUCUGCAUCUUCCCCAGCAAAAGCUGCAAACUCAUGAGACAAACCCUGGGCUGUCCCAGAGCCUGUCUCCUCCUCCCACAGGCCCGUGGCAAAGCUCCUCCUUUUGGUUCCCAGCCAACAGCUUUCUGCCAGCUGGCUAUUGCACCGUGCCCUUGGCUUGUGGCCCUGCUGCCCUGCUGGCACUGGGCUGGGAGCCAUCCCAGCAGCACAGGCACUGGGGCUGUGGGAGCAGCAAGGACUUGGCAGGAAAAGCAAGCAGCAAAGGAGUGACCGUCCUCCUCACCAGCUCUUUGGGGUAAGACUGAAACCUCCCUUCUGUGCCAGGCACAGGGGCUUUAAGAGCACAUGGCAUGAUUUUAAAUAAAGAGGCAGGAAUGAGGUGUAUGUUCAGGUGUACCACUGUGCAAAUCACUGGAGAUACAUGGGGGUAUGGCUAAGGAAGCAUGAAGAGCUUGGGCCACUAAUUUGUAAGAGCUAAAGGAAUACCUCUUAAAUCUUAAGCUUAGCACCUCCCUAAUUUGACAUAGUAGUUGAAGCCUGAGGCAGCAGAAUUUCUCUUUAUUGAUAAUUUUACAUCCAUCAUUGUCAGUUCUGUUAUUUUCUCUUUUUGCAUGCUGUGGUCUAAAGGGGGGUCACAAUGUUCCACUGAAUUGUACAGACUUGUGAAUAUAUAACUAGCCAAAAGUGGUGUUCCCUUGCUUAAAAUUGGAUCCUGCAGUUGUGAAACAUUAUUAUCUUCCUUCUGUUCUCACCUGUGACAUCAAAUGUCAUUCAACUAAAUAUAUUGGGAAAAUAAUGUGUUUUAUAGAACCAGCUGUAACUCCAAAGUCAAUACUACUUUCAAUGUUUCUUUAGAAGUCCCACAACACAAGGAUAUUUUCAAGACCAUUACUUCCUGUUCAAGUUAUAUAUCUGUUCUCUGGAUGCAGGCACUGGCGACAGCCAACACAUCGCCCUCAGAAAUGGCCCUGGUUUUCUGCUGCAGAAAACAGGGAAAAGAUGCUGGCAUGGCCAGAGUGCACAGGCACUCGCUUCCCUCCUACCCAGAGGCUCCUCUCUGUCCUCAGUUGCAGUGAUUUUGGAAACCACUCGUGUGUACAUAAUUCCAGACCGCCAUCCUACCUGCCCACUGAGGAUGUGCCCAUCCAGCCCAGUGGUGCCAGGAGAGGGGCUGGUGCCACCAUCCUGCCGCUGAGGACACAUGACCCCAGAGUCACGUCUUGCCAGUGAGUGCUGCACAUCUUCCCGUCGGGGGGAUGGAUCAGACAGCACUGGGGUGGGGUGGGAUGGGCAGAGCCCAGAGACCUGGGGUGUGCUGUGGACAUCAGCACACAAACUCCUCUUUUGGCUUUCUCCACUAUUCCCUUUUUCAGGGUGUUUGUUCUGGCACAGGAUGCUAUCCCCAGUGAAGGAGUAGGGACAGCACAUAGUGAAUAACAAAUCUGCAGGUGGAAGUAAUUCCUAGGUUUCACUGGCUGAUAGAGAAAUUCAGUGUGAAAGUGUCCAGAUGUUACCUAGUGACUAUUUCCAGCAGAGAGCUGAAAAAGGGAGAAAAGUCUGGUGUAAAGCUAUGUUUUAUACGUGGAAUCCUUUCCCAUGUGAAAUCCAUCCUACUUUUCCCAUGGAAGUCAAUGGGAAUUGCACCCUUGAUUUCAACAACUGCUACAGAGCAGGCCUAAAGCCAGGGAGGAAGAAGUAAAUGCCAUAAUAGCAAAAGCAAUUGGGGAAUUUUUUUCACAUACAACACCUCCGAUGGGUCUAGAGGGCUAGAACCAAAGUUCACCAAAAUCAAGGAAAUUUUCUCCGUGGGCUUGAGAUGACCACAAGUUAUGUGGUUCUUAUUUACACUUUCUAAAUGAGAGCCUUUUCUUGGGAAGGAUUUAUGGCUGGAUCUCACAGCGUGAAGCAAUGAUGGACAAGCUGCUGCCUGUUUUACAGACAUAGGGCUCUGUACAGAAGAGCCACAACGCAUUAGUUAGCAUGUCAGUUAGCAAAGAAUCUCAGAAGAAACCAGUGACCAAGCCUCUGAGGGGGCUGUCCAGGACUUGCAGCUUAAAGACCUGAGUGUCUGAACUCAUGGUUUAAUUUCAAAUGUGUAACUUAAAGUACCAGAGCAUUUGUGUCUCUCACUGAUGUGAAGAUCAGCUGUUCUGAGGACAUAGGGAAAUAGAAUGAUAAAGGAUUUCAGGACUUAGCUCGUCAAUGUGAUUUUACUCCCUUGUUUGCUUUUCAGAAAAGUUCCUACCAUGAACACAUGCUAACAUUAUCUGCUUUUGUGUACAGUUGAGUUUCACACCCAGAAAUCUUCUCAAAAUGUACAGAUUGUAUUUUUUUCUCUGUUUUGCUAAAUUUAUUUAUAUGUAAACUUCCAUGUAUUCAAAUCUACCUUGGCUGUCAAUCACUCUGACUAAUAAAGGUUGUAUGUAUGAAUUGUAGCACUCCCUUUACCUUGCCACACUGUCAACAACUUAAUUCCAGUAACAGCUAGAGAAGCUGUUGAGACAGCUGGCCCAAGUUACGGCUUUGCUCCCUGGCAAGUGUCAAAU